Molecule: messenger RNA, 8487 nt
Organism: Pygocentrus nattereri (red-bellied piranha)
Lineage: Eukaryota; Metazoa; Chordata; Actinopteri; Characiformes; Serrasalmidae
Gene: shank2b
Product: SH3 and multiple ankyrin repeat domains 2b
Exons: 26
Coding region: 254-5827 (1857 amino acids)
Cellular component (GO): postsynaptic density; postsynaptic membrane; dendritic spine
Molecular function (GO): ionotropic glutamate receptor binding; synaptic receptor adaptor activity
Source: RefSeq, a predicted model, not a curated record
CUCUCUCUCUCUGCUCCGCUGCUGCUCGAUCUGGACAGUUUGGGUUGUUUUUCGGUGCCGUUGGUUGGAGGGAUGUUGCUCUGCAGGCUGUGAAAGUGUCUUCAGCUCCAGCCCUGUGAUUUAGGGAUGGAUCCUGCUGCGAUGUGCCAUGGAGGCUUUUCCGUAGAGUUCUCUCACUGACAUCCCGUCCGCCUGUUCCCUCUGCGCUGCCUGUGGCAUUUGGAAUACCAGGAUCGAAACGCCAGUGCUUGCCAUGCCGCGCAGUCUGAUGUCCAGCGAGGAGGAGAUGGCUCAGAGUUUCUCAGACUCGGGCAGCUCGGAGUCAGACAGUUCGAGAGAUGAGCGCCCCUGCGCCGAGCGGCCCACCAGUGGCCGACUGGACAGCAGCCAGAGAGACUCGUUACUUAUCUGUGUGGUCAUCCCUGAUCUUCAGCAGUCUAAAUCCAUGAGGUUUAAGUCUGAUGCCACCGUCUGGGCAGCCAAGCAGCAGAUCCUGUGCACACUCACCCAGAGUCUGAGGGAUGUACUGAACUAUGGGCUGUUCCAGCCGGCCGUAGAUGGCAGAGAGAGCUGCUUUCUGGAGGAAGAGAGACCGCUGAGGGACUACCCGCUGCACACCACCAAGGGCGCGCCCACUUUGGAGUUUCGCUACAAGAGCAGGGUGUACCAGCACGCCAACGUCAAUGAAAAGCUGAUUGAAAAGCUCCAUACGCAGGCCAACCUGAGGAAGUUCAUGGAUUAUAUCCAGCAUCAUCAGGUGGAUAAAGUCUCUAAGUUGCUGGAAAGAGGUCUCGACCCAAACUACCACGAUCCAGAGACGGGAGAGACCCCUCUGACCCUGGCAGUCCAUCUGGACAAUGUGGUGGAGAUCAUAACAGCACUGAAAAAUGGAGGAGCCCAUUUGGAUUUCCGCUCUCGUGAUGGGAUGACUGCGCUCCAUAAAGCUGUCAGGGCCAAGAACCAGAUCGCUCUCAAGGCCAUGCUGGAGCUGGGAGCGUCUCCGAACUAUAAGGACCGUCAGGGUCUGACUCCGCUCUACCACACAGUGACCGUCGGUGGUGACCCCAGCUGCUGUGAGGUGCUCUUGCGGGCCCAUGCCACUGUGGCCUGCCACGAUGAGAAUGGCUGGCACGAAGUCCACCAGGCUUGUCGAUACGGCCACGUCCAUCACUUGGAGCAUCUCCUGUUCUAUGGAGCUGACAUGAGUGUGCAGAAUGCCUCUGGGAACACAGCCCUACAUAUCUGUGCCCUCUAUAAACAGGAGAAUUGUGCCAGAGUUUUGCUGGUGCGAGGAGCCAGUAAGGACGUCAAGAACUACCGCGGACAAACUCCCUUCCAGGUGGCCAUAAUUGCAGGAAACUUUGAGCUGGCAGAGUUCAUAAAGAACCACAAAGACGCUGAUAUUGUGCCUUUCCGGGAGGCUCCGGCGGUGUGUUCAGGCAGGGGCCGGCCACAGCAGCUGCAGACGGGCAGGAGUACUCUGGCUGCUCCGCGGGUGCUCCUGCGCUCCAACAGUGACAACAACCUGAACGUGAAUAAGCUCCCCGCGGCCCGCUCGCCCUCGCGCUCGCCCUCGCCCCUGCGCAGCCUGUCGCCCCGCAGGCCCCAGCAGAUGCAGAACAGCCCUAAUGGCACGGUGAAGACCAUGGGCCGGGGGAGCCGCCCCCCGCGCAGCCGAUCGCCCUCUCUGGGCCGGCUGGGGGAGGGCGACACCCGGAGACACACCCCCCAGCGCCACAGCAGUCCACGUCCCAGUCGGGAUGGCUUCUCCGGUGCGGACACUCCAGGGUCCAAGCGCAAGCUGUACAGUGCCGUCCCUGGCAGGCACUACGUGGUGGUGAAGUCCUACCAGCCGCAAGCAGAGGGCGAAAUUGCCCUCUAUAAGAAUGACAGGGUCAAAGUGCUCAGUAUCGGUGAAGGAGGAUUCUGGGAGGGCAGUGCUCGAGGGAACGUCGGGUGGUUCCCUGCGGAAUGUGUGGAGGAGAUCCCCAACAAAGCCAACGAAGACCGACCCUAUGCCAGGGCAGACCGAUCUGAACGACGGAAGCUCUUCCGGCAUUACACCAUGGGAUCGUACGACAGCUUUGAUGCAUCAAGCGACUGUGUGAUCGACGAGAAGACGGUGGUGCUGCAGAAGAAGGACAAUGAAGGCUUCGGCUUCGUGCUGCGAGGGGCCAAAGCCGACACCCCGAUUGAGGAGUUUACCCCCACGCCGGCCUUUCCCGCCCUGCAGUACCUGGAGUCUGUGGAUGAGGGAGGAGUGGCGUGGCAGGCUGGACUCCGGACUGGAGACUUCCUCAUCGAGGUUAACCAGGACAAUGUGGUGAAGGUGGGCCACAAACAGGUGGUUAAUAUGAUUCGACAUGGGGGAAAUCGUCUAAUCAUCAAAGUGGUGACGGUCAGCAGGAAUCUGGACCCUGAUGAUAAGUCUCGAAAGAAAGCUCCUCCGCCACCCAGGAGAGCUCCUUCCACUGCUCUCUCCAUGCGCUCCAAAUCCAUGACAUCAGAACUGGAAGACAUGGUGGAUAAAGCCACUUUGAGGAAAAAGAAGGAUGAUCAGCUUUCAGAUAUUGCGGCUCUGAAGAAGAGGAUUGUUUUUCAAGUCACCCUAAAUAAAGUGGAGGAGGUCGUACCUCCGCAGAAGCCAGUUUGGGACAACUCGAAUGUGGACGUGAGGGUGGCGGCCGUUAAACCGCGGCCUACCAGCAGGUGUUUCGCCGUGGCCCCAGAAAUGAAUUCCCUGUGCAAUAGCCAGGACGUAUCAGUGGACUCCCCGCCAGUCACAGGAAGUCCUAAAGGCCCUUACCUGGGUGUACCAAAGGGAACCAUGCGUCGGCAGACGUCCAUAGGGGUAACAGAAGAAGAAAAGCAGUUUCUCACUCCUCCCAUGUUGAAAUUUACAAGAAGCCUUUCAAUGCCCGAUACAUCAGAGGACAUUCCUCCCCCACCAGCCAUCUCCCCUCCAUCUCCACCUCACAACAGUGCUCCUCCAGCUGCCGGUAGCGGUUAUGGCACAAUCCGACCAGGUUUUACCACCCAAAGUCCUGCUGCGAACAGCACGGCCCCAGACAGAGGAGGAGACUCCACCUUGGGUUCAGGGUGGAGAGAACAGGGCAUGUUUUACAGAGACAGUCCCGAACAGUACGACUCUGAGGGCUGCAACAGCCCAACCGCACAGCAGAGCCUUCACAUGCGCCGGGCCCAGAUCCCUGAAAACCCAUACUCGGACGUUGGCAAAGUGGGUCACUCAGCCCUGUUUGUGCCAAAUAAGCCUGCACGGAGGAAGGGCAUGUUGGUGAAGCAGUCCAAUGUAGAGGACAGCCCAGAGAAAACCUGCUCCAUCCCCAUCCCCACCAUCAUCAUCAAAGAACCCUCCACCAGCAGUAGCGGCAAAAGCAGCCAGGGCAGCAGUAUGGAGAUCGAGACCAGUACCCCAGAGCACACAGGCCAACUUCGCCCAGAGGACAGCCUCAAUUCAAGCAGCCCCUUUUCAUCCGUGAUGGCCUCCAGCUCAGCCAGGGAGAAGAGGCUGGAGGUGCACAGGAAUUCGCCAUCUUUCAGAUCCACAGAUGCUGGUGAUGAGGAUGUUACUCCAAUGCCGGCCCCACGUUUGCGACACUCCAAGUCCAUCGAUGAGGGCAUGUUCAGCAGUGACGAACGUUUGCGCAGGCUCAUGGCGCCUCCUUCGUCCCUGCUCAGCAUCCCACGAGGAGGAGGCAAUGUGACUGACUUCAACAGCCCAGAGCCCACUAUGGUACGGGAGCUUCUGAACACUCGUACAGGGCACAGUCCCAUCAGCUUGCCGGCUCACAAGACUUACAGCUCAGGGAGCGGAAACUAUGUCCACCCCGUUACUGGGAAACCUCUGGACCCCAAUUCCCCAUUAGCCUUAGCACUAGCUGCCAGAGACCGGGCCAUGAGGGAGCAGUCCCAGCCUCUGCCACUUAAGAGUGAUCCAUCCAAGCUGGACCUCAACAAGCCACUCUUUAUCGACACAAAGCUUCGGCCCAAUGUGGAAGUGAGCUUCUCCAGCACUGCCACCAUGGGCCGGCCACGGGGAGGCCUGCGGAGACAGAUGACAGAGUCCAAGUAUGAGACUGAGUCCAAGUACCAAUUGGACCUGGGCAAGCCUGAAAAGAGGGUGGAAGAGAAAAAGAACAUGUUGAUUGACAUUGUGGACACCUCACAGCAAAAGUCAGCAGGGUUACUCAUGGUCCACACCACAGAUGGGGCCAAAUCAGAUGAAAACAGUCUGUCAGAGGGGGAGAGAGAUGAGGACGCCUGUCCGGACAGCACCCCUGGAGAACUCCGUGAUCCCAACCAACCGGCACCUGCUAACCCUGCAUCCAGCAAGCCUUUGUCCACUGCACCGCAGGGAAAGACUAUCAUCACUGUCAGCUCUGUGGAUGAACCGGUCAAACUCCCUUUUGGUAUCCCUCCACCUCCUCUGGCCUCUGUCGACAUAGACGAAGAGUUUGUGUUUGGUGAACCCCUGCCUCCCCCAUUAGAGUUUGCCAACAGUUUUGAUAUCCCCGAAGAUCAGUCAGGGACGAUCUCCGAGUUGCUGAAACAGAAAGCCAAUGGCAUGAGGCGACCUUCUCUUGGUCCCUACUACCCCCACUUAACCACUAGCAACUCUGAGAUCAAGAGACCGACAGUCCUUACCAACUGCACGCCUCCUAGCUUCCCCACAGGGCCUCUUGAACCUUACGAGCCCAUUAUUGACUCAGGCAUUGAGGUGGACAGCCGGAGCAGCGGAGACCCCCAGCUGGAGACCACCAGCACGGUCUCCACUGUAUCCAGCAUCUCCACUUUAUCGUCGGAAGGAGGAGAGACCCUGGACACUUGCACCGUCUAUGCAGAUGGACAGGCCUUUCUGGUGGACAGGGCACAGGUCCUGCCCAAGCCGAAGGCUAAGCACGCCGUCAACAAGAGCAAUGCACUUUAUAAGGACGCCUUGAACGAGGAGAGCAUGGGCUCUUUCAGGGUGCCCUCCUCCGUCCCACCACCACCCCCAGGAAGCGCCCCGCCAGAGCCUCUGAAAACCCCAACACAAAGAACCUCAAAGCUCUGGGGUGAACCUCUGGAUCUGAAGAACCCCCACGGCCCAGAGGCCAAGCCCCAGGGGAUGGCCGAAAUGAACUCGGUCUUGCAACACAUCAACAAGGACAAAGCACCAAAGCCAGGGGAAGCGUUAGACUCUCCCACAGGAUGUAGAACUCAUUUCGGAACGAGAAAUCCGGACGCCGUGGUGUCCCUUGUCUCAGGUACCCAGCAGAACACCGCCGUCUCCUUCAGCACCCAGCCCGGCCAGAACGUGCCUGCUUCGCCGUCGCCGUGUCGACAGUCCGAGAGCUUGCCCUCCUCCCCACACCCUUCACACCCUCCGCAACACCCUCACCACCCGCACCCCUGUGCCCCAAGCCCCAUCAUGUCCCCCCCAGACUCGGGCCUGAGCUGUGCCUCCUCCUCUUCGCUCCCGGCCUCGGCCGCUUCCCCCACCAUGACGGACGUGUUCGGGCUGCCCACUCCGCCCCUCAGCCUGGGCACGGGGCGCAGCCGUUCGCCCUCACCCCUCACCCUCAUCCAGGCCGCCUCCAACAAGCCUUUCGCCACCAAGCCCGUGCUGGCCUGGAGCAAGCAGGACGUGGCCGACUGGCUGGAGAGCCUAAACCUGGGCGAGCACAGAGACGCCUUCAUGGACAACGACAUCGAGGGCAGCCACCUGCCCAGCCUGCAGAAGCAGGAUCUCAUCGACCUGGGCGUGACCCGCGUCGGCCACAGGAUGAACAUUGAGCGGGCGCUCAAGCUGCUCCUGGACAGAUGAGACUGGGCUUUGCUUCGCCGGUGGACGUCAGCCUUCCUUUGUUCAUAAAGCUUUGUUUUUUUUUGGUUUUUUUGUUCCUCUCUUUUUUCUUUUUCAUUCACUUAUUUUAAUAAUACCUUGUUCCUCUCAUUGCCUGCAGUGGAUUUUUUUUUUCAAAGGAAAGACAUGUCUGAAGAUACACAGCGCUAAGACAAGCACAAAAGCUCCUUCGUACCAACAAAAGCCCCAGCCUCUGACGGGACACUGUAUGGAGUCCAAGCGUUUGAGAUGACCGUUCGUUUUCUCUUUGGCUUUUACUUUCGGGCCUGGCGUGAAUGCACUGAAAACCAGCAGAGCUGGCCGACCAUUUUCUAUCUUUGCUAAGACGACUGAUUAUCUAGAGAACACUUCUUCAGGAAAAAGGGAAGGUCCGUGUAUCAGCUGCCUAUGAAAUAUUGUGCUUUUUUUAUUCCGAUUUUUUUUUUCUUUUACUCGUUCAGUUCGGAAGUAGAUGGAUCCGUAAGACGUGUGCGGUUGGUGCCAUGUCGUUCCUCAGUUCACAUCGCUCACGGUCCUGGGACAGGCGUCUUCACCAGGUCACGUCUCUGUAUGUGCACACCCGACGCCAUGAGAGCGAGCUGCCAUCUUUCAUCUCUUUGUCUUUGGUUAUGGUUAAAAUUAGAUAUUCGUCUGAAUGGGUUAACAAAAAAAAAAAUCACGAGUCUUUCUGAAGCGUAAUUUCUACUGAUAUUUAGUGUCUUCCACAUUGUGAGGAGGUCUAACGGCAGUGCUGCCAUUCCGUUCGGUUCCUGAACUCCUACUCCUACUAGACUAGACGGCUUUUUUUCCUCUUGUAUUUUUAGACCUUAUUAUCUCCCAGCUGUUUUUCCUUUGUGCCACAGGAUUGUGUUCUCAGUAUCACGCUAGCUCCACGAAUACCUAAUUAAAAACGGAUGAUGAACAUGAUGUUUUGGGGGAGAUUUAGAGCAUUGUGACUGAAAAGUGGAAGAGUUGCCUUCAGAGAAACGCUCGACGUUUCAGUACCAAUUAUUCAAUAACGUGACGGAGAGAAUUGGUGUCUUCUGUAGGCGCACUAAUAAUAAUUGUAUGUUUUUUUUAUUAUUAUUUAUUACCCAUUCAGAUUUAUCAUUUUGAUAUGUGACUAUUAAUGAGCGUAUUUUUGUCUGCUGUAGGCACACUAUUAUUAUUAUUAUUAUUAUUGCUAUUAUUAUUAUUUUACAACGUUUAUUAUUACCCAUUCAGAUCAAUCACUGGAAUACUUCAAAGACUAGGACCUCCACGAACUAUACAUAUCACUGUCUCAAAUUGUAAAAUGGUCAAUUGUUUACUGGAUGAGAGUUUGUGACGCUGAAUGAGAGAUAGAGGUUCUUCUCUGUGUUGCUUUGUUUAAACUGUAGACCAUCUACCCUGAAGCAUGUUUGGAGUUGGAUGACGGCAAACUCACCCCUGCUGUGCUGCUUCAUGUUCUGACUUAUUCUCCACCCAGUGUUUGUGUUAAAUGCCCUUUCUGAGCCCUGCCCUUCACUCCCACUGACCCUUACUUUUCUCCAAUCGAGGGGAAAGUCACCUUUUUGUUUUGCCAAGUCGGCCAAAUCUAGCUUGAACAUUUGCUCGUCAUCGUUGCGAUUUUAUAUAGCCUAAGAAAAGCUUAUCAUUUAAUAGCGCUGUUGAUUAUCGUUGAAUUCGCUUCGGUCUUCGUGUAUGAGCUUCAUCUGAACACCGUGCGUACAGUUUGUCUUUGUUUUCACUAUUUUGGCGUUCACGACCAAUGAUUUGGUUCCGUUUGUGCCGUAGCUACGAUCAGAACAGCCAGCAGCUUCAUUCUCUUCAUCUUCGGUUGCGUUAGGCUCAGAGUGCUGUGGUUAUGCUUGAACUGAGGGGAAAGGUCAUAGUAACGGGCAUGAAUGCGAACGGACGGGUCACAGGCACCCCGGCGGCGUUCCGUGUAAGUAUGCAUUGAAGACGUUCAGCGACGUGUUUGCUUAUCUCUACUUUAGAGGAGUUAGAGUUAAUCAUCUCUAUAUAUCUUAUUUUAGGAAACAGCACAGUAUUUUAAAGAUUUAUAGAACUAUGAGAUUUUUAUGAUCUGUGGUGUGCCAAAAAGAAAAAAAAAAUAUUUAUGUGGUAUCGGUUAAGAAGCAAUACACAAUCUUCAAGAAAACUGUUCGGUCUUUUUUUUUUUUUUUUUUUCUGCCAGUAUUCUACGUACAGUAUAUCGAUGAUAUUUCAAUCAAAUGGAAUUUAUAUAUAUAGGUCUCAGUGAAAUAGAGAAUAUUUAACUAUGAGCUAACGGCUGUCACCUGCUUCUUUUAGAUCCUGUAAUUAAAAAAAAAACAAUGAAGCUGAAAUUUAGAUAAUGUGGUGUGCAGAAUUUACAGACACAGUUGUAAAAGUUGUACACAUGCGGCCACUUACACUCCAACAGAUUCACCUGAGCUCCUGGUGUGAAUGUAUGAUCAACGAAAAUAUUAUUUUUUUUUCCCAAAUGGAAUUCUGAAAAAAACGACGUAGUGAUGCAUCCCGAACCCACUGAGGUCCUCGGCGGGACGUAUCCGAUUAGAUUUGGAUAUUAGUCUUUAUUUUAUUAUACAUAGAUGUGUCUCUCACACUUUGUGUGAAGAAUGAAUUCACUUGAUCUCUGUCGCUGUAAUUUUGUGCUA